Messenger RNA from Thamnophis sirtalis, 808 nucleotides. RefSeq names its product family with sequence similarity 174 member B (gene FAM174B). Lineage: Eukaryota; Metazoa; Chordata; Lepidosauria; Squamata; Natricidae. The record is from RefSeq and is a predicted model, not a curated record.
UCCGGCUCGAAGCGCAGGAGCCGAAGCGGGCAGCGCUGGUUGGGCAGGUGGACGAGCAAGACGCCCCGCGAUCCUCUCCCGCGCAAGAGCCCCGCGCGCCCCUUCCCUGUCGGGCACCAUGCGGCCGUCGGAGCGAGCCUGCCUCCUGCUUGCCAUCUUGCCCGUCGCCUUGCUCGCCCUGGCACCGCAGCGCACCUCGCUCCCUCCGGCCCCUGCCAAGGACGCCAGCGGCGGCAGCGGCCCCAGCCAGGGCGACCCCCAGAAAGCCUCGCCCGCCUCGCCACCGCCGCCGCCUCCUCCGCCGCCCUUCGCCGGGAAUCACAGCGGCGGCGCCCAGCGCAACCCGGUCCUGGCGAUGCUGCGCGAUUUGCCGGCGCUCAAGGCCGCUGUCAUCGGAGCCUGCGCGGCCAGCGCCUGUCUGAUGGCCUGCCUGCUGUUUCGCGUCUUCAGGUCUAAGAGGAGGAAUAAAAAACCCCGUAAAUAUGAUAUUAUUACAACUCCAGCAGAACGGGUGGAAAUGGCUCCCUUAAAUGAAGAGGAUGAUGAAGAUGAAGAUUCCACAGUGUUUGAUAUAAAAUAUAGGUGAGGUCAUUGGACUGGACUUCUGGAGAACCUGUAGAAAAUGAUGCAAGAACUUUGGAACCAAAGGAGAGAUGGAGAAUAAUCUUUUUUGGAUCCAUAACAUUUUGAUCAACUCCUCUUUUAAACAGAAAAAAGUGGAUGUCGGAUUUGACACUUGUCCCAUUCCUAAAUAAAUACAUCUGUUACCUUCCUGGAUGAAUGAUGUGAUGAAUCGAAGGAUUUCUUC